Molecule: messenger RNA, 1202 nt
Organism: Indicator indicator
Lineage: Eukaryota; Metazoa; Chordata; Aves; Piciformes; Indicatoridae
Product: ubiquitin carboxyl-terminal hydrolase 12-like
Exons: 8
Coding region: 16-882 (288 amino acids)
Biological process (GO): protein deubiquitination
Cellular component (GO): nucleus; cytosol
Molecular function (GO): cysteine-type deubiquitinase activity; cysteine-type endopeptidase activity
Source: RefSeq, a predicted model, not a curated record
AACAGUUCCCUGUGAAUGAGCAUUAUUUUGGCUUGGUCAAUUAUCGCUACGCAAAAGAAGAAGGUGGGAGUCAUCCCACCUAAGAAAUUUAUCUCCCGAUUGAGGAAAGAAAAUGAGUUAUUUGAUAAUUACAUGCAGCAGGAUGCACAUGAAUUCCUAAACUACCUACUUAACACUAUUGCCGACUUACUGCAAGAAGAGAAAAAGCAGGAGAGGCAGAAUGGCAAACUCCAGAAUGGCAGCAUUGAGAGUGAAGAAGGAGACAAGACUGAUCUGACGUGGGUCCAUGAAAUCUUCCAAGGAACACUAACCAAUGAAACCAGAUGUCUUAACUGUGAGGCUGUUAGUAGCAAAGAUGAGGACUUUCUGGAUCUCUCGGUUGAUGUGGAGCAAAAUACAUCAAUUACACACUGUCUAAGGGGAUUUAGUAAUACUGAAACUCUAUGCAGUGAAUAUAAAUACUAUUGUGAGCAGUGCCGCAGUAAACAGGAAGCACAGAAGAGAAUGAGAGUGAAAAAGUUGCCCAUGAUUUUAGCUCUGCACUUAAAAAGGUUCAAAUACAUGGACCAGCUGCAUCGAUACACCAAACUCUCCUACCGUGUAGUCUUUCCCUUGGAGCUCCGGCUCUUCAACACUUCAGGAGAUGCUACAAAUCCUGACAGAAUGUAUGACCUUGUUGCUGUAGUUGUUCACUGUGGCAGUGGUCCAAAUCGUGGACAUUAUAUCACCAUUGUGAAGAGCCAUGGCUUUUGGUUGCUGUUUGAUGAUGACAUCGUAGAGAAAAUCGAUGCCCAGGCCAUUGAAGAAUUUUAUGGGUUAACAUCAGACAUUUCCAAAAACUCAGAAUCUGGAUAUAUCCUCUUCUACCAGUCAAGAGACUAAGACAAAAGAUAAAUGUGUACAAAUAAAAGAUAAAAAAGGGAUCAAGAAAUGUCCAAAUGGAACAUAUUUGUGACAGCAGAAGCAGCUCCUCAUUGUUGCUGUAGGACCAGGACAGAGCCAGCAGGGAGAAUCGAGCCUUCUCCCUGCCAUUUUGUGGAGGAUUAGUGCUGACUGCCGUAACAAGAAGAGCUUUUGUUCCAGUUUUCUUUCUGGGCUUUUUUUUAUACGUGCUAUCUUCCAAAAUCUGUGUUACCUCUACUUGAAACCUGGCUGCUUAUUUGUUCAUGGACUAGAGAAAAGAUUUAAGAGUAGCAUUGUAG